GGGAUCGAACCAACGUUUCCCUCUUUGUUCACUGUUCUGGCUCCACUUCAACCGAAUAAGAGGAAGAAGGAGGAGGAGGAGGAGGAGGAGAAGGAGAAGAAGAUUCGGGAAGGUUCGGAUAAAUUCGGAGAAGCUCGGAGGAGGUGGUGAACAUGGACGAUGGUCAGCCGCAAAAAAUUCCUGUUUCUAUCCAGAGGGGCUUCUCUAUUCCACGUCUUCAAAAAUGCCUCACUUGCUGUGGUGCUGUUAAAUAUCAUUGCCCAUUUUGUUUACCCAAAAUAUUCAAACCUGCCAAACGAAGCAAAGUGAAGGAGCAUUUGGAAUAUCAUCUAAAGCAAGCCUUUUACAUCGGAGAGUACACAAUCCACCGAUGUGGACUUGAGUGUCGAGCACAGCCUCAUUACCACUGUCUGUACUGCAGCAACAUGAUGACGACCAAGGUUAAUUUAACCAAUCACAUACCGAUGUGCAUCCAGGCCCAGCAGAAGAGAGGCCGGAGGUCACUGAAGUCAGCUUUAAGGCAGCGGCGCCAGACCAGCGGAGGGAGUCCUGGACAGGGCGACGCGCCUUCAGAUGACUUCCUAAGAGAACGUGAAGAAGACAGUGAUGAAAUGAUCGUCCACUCAGAUUCUCAGGACAGAAGAAGCCGAGAGGGGAGAAGUGGUCAGUCUGAGCUUCCUCUCGUCUGCAGCUCAAAUCAGACCGAAGCUGCUAAACGUCACCAAACUGUACAAACCGACUUAGACAAACCACAAGACUGUGACGAGUACUACUUCAUGACUCUGGUGAAGAUGUUCAAGAAACUAUCUCCACAUAAGAAGACGGGCAUCAGGAUGACCAUCGAACGGCUGCUCUUUGAAGCUACGUUUCAGUAG
Molecule: messenger RNA, 875 nt
Organism: Salarias fasciatus (jewelled blenny)
Lineage: Eukaryota; Metazoa; Chordata; Actinopteri; Blenniiformes; Blenniidae
Exons: 5
Coding region: 153-875 (240 amino acids)
Molecular function (GO): DNA binding
Source: RefSeq, a predicted model, not a curated record